Messenger RNA from Penicillium macrosclerotiorum, 774 nucleotides. RefSeq lists its product as uncharacterized. Lineage: Eukaryota; Fungi; Ascomycota; Eurotiomycetes; Eurotiales; Aspergillaceae. The record is from RefSeq and is a predicted model, not a curated record. Gene Ontology annotation, molecular function: acyltransferase activity, transferring groups other than amino-acyl groups. The transcript has a single exon. Bases 1 to 774 code for a protein of 257 amino acids.
AUGGCAGCCCCGCAUCUCCCUUCUGGCCAUACCAUUCUGGUCCCAAAUCAGUUUCUUUCUUUACCACAAGAACAGCAAAUCGUGGAGCGCUAUAGAAAGUUUCGGCUGUAUAGUCUUCAAGUCGAUCCUCAGGCUUUCUCUUCCACUUAUGAUGAUGAGUCUCAGUUCCCCUAUGACACAUGGUUGUCGCGGAUUCAGAAUCCCGCGGGUAAAACCUUUGUCUCUCUAGGCGGUCUCAGCACUGAGGCGGAGGAAAUUUCCAAAUCAAAUAAUCCCGACAGCCUCGAUGGCACGAAGUCUUCUCUUGGAGAGUUACUAAGUAGAGAAUGGGUGGGCAUUGUUACUCUAAUCGGGCCAGGUGUGUUCUUGAAGCCUAACGACGAUUCUCCGACCGUCAACAAGACUUGGGAGGUAUUCAUCCAGAAUGGGCGAUACCAGAUUCCUCUGGCUGCUUCCAAAUCCGACGAUCUACAGGGCGCGCAUCUUGUUUAUUUGGUUGUCGGAAUGUUCGUCUCUCCAUCCGCUCGGCGAAGGGGCCAUGGGCGGCGACUGUUGGAGGCCACGAUCGAGGCUGCCGCCGAGGAAAGCGCUAUGCUUGGUGCAUCGAAGACUAGCAUUACCGUCCAAGUGGAGACGGUCAAUCCGACUGCACUGCCAUUGUACGAGAGCUUGGGGUUUCACGUGACCGAGAAGAUAAUAGACAUACAAAAUCGACAGGGAAUCCCAUCGCAGGUGGUUUCAUUGGAGAAGGAAAUCGAGUUACCGAAGCUGUGA